AGCGCCGGGCACGCGAGGGGCGGGGCCAGCCCCUCCCCGGUCGGAGGAGGUGGAGCCGCAGCUGCUGCCCGCGCGCCCCUAGUAACGGCUUCUGGAGCUGCGACCAUGACCCAGUCGGUGGUGGUGCAGGUGGGCCAGUGCGGGAACCAGAUCGGCUGCCGCUUCUGGGACUUGGCGCUGAGGGAACACGCCGCCGUCAACAAGAAAGGAAUUUAUGAUGAAGCAUUAAGCAGCUUCUUUAGAAAUGUGGAUACCAGAAAUGGUGGUGAUGGUGCUGAUAUUCACAAAGGAAAAAUCUUCUCUUUAAAAGCACGAGCUCUCUUGAUUGACAUGGAGGAGGGUGUAGUGAAUGAAAUUCUGCAGGGGCCAUUGAGAGAUGUGUUUGAUAGCAAGCAGCUCAUCACAGAUGUUUCUGGUUCAGGGAACAACUGGGCUGUAGGUCAUAAACUGUAUGGCUAUCAGUACCGGGAACACAUUGUGGAAAAGCUGAGGAGGACUGCAGAACACUGCGACUGUCUGCAGUGUUUUUUUGUAAUUCAUUCAAUGGGAGGUGGGACAGGAUCUGGUCUUGGUACUUUUGUACUAAAUGUGCUUGAAGAUGAGUUCCCGGACGUAUAUAGAUUUGUUACUUCAGUUUACCCUUCUGGGGAGGAUGAUGUCGUUACUUCUCCAUAUAAUAGUGUUCUGGCUAUGAAGGAACUUAAUGAGCAUGCGGACUGUGUGCUGCCAAUUGAAAAUGAAGUAAGAGAGAGUAUUAAUAUUCUCGUCAAUUUCUCUUGUUGUGUACGUUACAGAGGAAGUGUUUCUUCCUUAUCUGUAUUGAUGAAAAAUGUUAUCCUGAAACUUAUUUUCAAAAAGAACCAAAUUAGCUCUGCCAGGUUUGAAGGUUCCCUUAAUAUGGAUCUUAAUGAAAUCAGCAUGAAUUUGGUUCCCUUUCCUCGACUUCAUUACCUGGUUUCCAGCUUGACUCCUCUGUAUACAUUGGCUGAUGUUAAUGUACCUUCUAGACGGUUGGAUCAAAUGUUUUCAGAUGCUUUCAGCAAAGACCACCAGUUGAUUCAAGCAGACCCAAAGCAUAGCUUGUACCUUGCCUGUGCACUUCUGGUUCGAGGAAAUGUACAGGUUUCAGACCUUCGCAGAAACAUUGAAAGGUUGAAGCCUUCCCUUCAUUUUGUCUCAUGGAAUCAAGAAGGCUGGAAAACUGGCCUAUGUUCAGUACCUCCUGUGGGCCAUUCUCACUCACUGUUGGCAUUAGCAAACAACACGUGUGUGAAACCGACAUUUACAGAGCUCAAAGACAGAUUCAUGAAGCUCUACAAGAAAAAG
Chelonoidis abingdonii (Abingdon island giant tortoise) is the source of this 1326-nucleotide messenger RNA. Lineage: Eukaryota; Metazoa; Chordata; Testudines; Testudinidae. The record is from RefSeq and is a predicted model, not a curated record.